Molecule: messenger RNA, 2191 nt
Organism: Impatiens glandulifera
Lineage: Eukaryota; Viridiplantae; Streptophyta; Magnoliopsida; Ericales; Balsaminaceae
Product: pollen-specific leucine-rich repeat extensin-like protein 3
Exons: 1
Coding region: 31-2181 (716 amino acids)
Molecular function (GO): protein binding
Source: RefSeq, a predicted model, not a curated record
UUUUUGCACAAUCUUACGAAACGAAGAUCGAUGAGUAGUCGUCAUGGGGCCUCUCGAGGUAACGCCGCCUCAAGCGGCCUCGUUCUCAUCCCCUUCGUCGUGCUUCUAUUUUUAUCUUUCUCUUCGGUUUUGUCUAAGGCACAAGCCAAUUUAAUCACGCGUCGCGAACUCCAUAAAAGUGGAGAGUUACCCGACGACUAUGAAUGUAAGGUCAACCUAACAUUUUCUUUCCCAAAUCCGAGAUUGAGACGAGCCUACAUUGCCCUCGACGCGUGGAAGCAUGCCAUAUAUUCAGACCCGACGAAAUUCACAAGCAAUUGGAAAGGGCCCAAUGUGUGUGAAUACAACGGUGUCUAUUGUGCACCGGCACUAGACGAUCCCAAUCUCGACGUGGUUGCGGGUGUGGAUCUAAACGGUGCCGAUAUUGCGGGGUACUUACCUAUUGAGUUGGGACUCUUAACCGACAUUGCCCUUUUUCAUAUAAACUCGAACCGAUUUUGUGGGAUUAUCCCUAAAAGCUUCUCGAAGCUCGCGAUUUUGCACGAGUUUGAUGUAAGCAAUAAUCGUUUCGUUGGUCCUUUCCCAAUGGUUGUACUCUCCAUGCCAAGCCUUAAGUUUUUGGAUCUUAGAUACAAUAACUUCGAAGGAAAGUUGCCAAAUGAGUUGUUUAACAAAGAUCUUGAUGGCUUGUUCUUGAAUGACAAUAGAUUCAGCUCAUACAUCCCCGAAAAUAUGGGUAAUUCUCCCGCCUCGGUGGUGGUCUUAUCCAAUAAUAAUUUUAAGGGUUGCAUACCGAAUAGCAUUGGGAAAAUGGGAAAUACACUUAAUGAGAUAUUGUUUACAAACAACAAGCUCGGCGGUUGUGUACCCUCCGAGAUUGGUUUGCUAGGAAAUACGACUAUUUUGGACAUUUCAUCGAAUGGGUUUGAGGGGAUCUUACCCGAGACAUUUAGCAAUUUGAAAUCGAUUGAACAAUUGGACUUGUCUGAAAAUAAGUUGACAGGUUCACUUGGGGAUAAUAUUUGUAAAAUUUCGAGUUUGAUUAGUCUCACGUUUUCGAAAAAUUACUUCAAUAGUGCAGCGGGGUCGUGUGAUCCUGGGUUAAGGAAUGAUUUGGAGAUUGAUGAUGAGAUUAAUUGUAUAGUUGGUCGUUCCAAGCAAAGGUCUAAUGAGACUUGCAAUAUGGUUGUGGGAAAAAAUGUUGAUUGUAGUAAGGCUAAAUGUGGUGGCGGCGGCGGUUCUCAUUCAAAUGACACACCAUCACCGGUUCAGUCCCCGCCACCACCGGUCAAUUCUCCUCCACCACCGGUUCAGUCCCCGCCACCACCGGUCAAUUCUCCUCCACCACCGGUUCAGUCCCCUCCACCACCGGUUCAAUCUCCUCCACCACCGGUCUAUUCUCCUCCACCACCGGUCAAUUCCCCUCCACCACCGGUUCAGUCCCCACCACCGCCAGUUCCGGCCACACCCACUCAAUCUCCACCUCCUAACACACCACCUGUUGCCGGACCAAAACCUCAUCAUAGGUCUCCUCCUCCACAUGUCCAAUCACCACCACCAAUGCAGUCUCCUCCACCACCGGUUCAUUCCCCGCCACCACCGGUCAAUUCUCCACCACCACCGGUUCAGUCCCCACCCACUCAAUCUCCAUCUCCUAAGACACCACCUGUUGCCGGACCAAAACCUCAUCAUAGGUCCCCUACUCCACAUGCCCAAUCACCACCACCAAUUCAGUCGCCACCACCACCGGUCAAUUCUCCUCCUCCACCAGUUCAGUCCCCACCACCACCGGUCCAUUCCCCACCUCCGCCGGUCUAUUCUCCUCCACCACCGGUUCAUUCCCCACCACCACCAGUUCAUUCCCCACCACCGCCGGUUCAGUCUCCUCCACCGCCAUCUCCCGCAACACCCCAAUCUCCUCCUCAAUUUCAAUCCCCACCUCCGCCAGUUGCCAGGCCAAAACCCCCACCUCCACCAGUCCAAUCUCCUCCUCCAUCACCGGCAAAGCCUUCUCAUGACUCAUCAACACCUACCCACUCCCCACCACCGCCAAAACAAUCUUCACCUCCCCCUUCUCCGACAGUUUCUCCACCACCAACAUCCGAUGAUGAUGUCUAUAUUCCACCAAUCCUAGGAUACCGAUAUGCCUCGCCGCCUCCACCACAAUUCCCAGGUUACUAAACCACACAUU